This is a messenger RNA of Camellia sinensis, 834 nucleotides long. Its product is annotated as non-specific lipid transfer protein GPI-anchored 3. The record is from RefSeq and is a predicted model, not a curated record. Lineage: Eukaryota; Viridiplantae; Streptophyta; Magnoliopsida; Ericales; Theaceae.
CAAGAACAAGAACGCUAAUAACACAAAAAGAAAAACCCUUGUUUUGUAUUGGUUUGUUGUUUCUCUCCCUCACAAACUAAUCUUUCAUUCCUCUCUCAUUGAAAGAAAGAAAUAAAAAUGGAAUUCAAGAUGUUUGUGUCAUUGUAUCUGUUUAUGUCUUCAUGGGUUUCUGUGGGAUUUUCUGAAUCAUUUUUAGAUCAAGUGAGUGGCGGUGACGGCGGUGGUGCUUCAUUACCAUGCAUACAAAAACUCAUGCCAUGCCAACCUUAUUUGCAGAAACCGUUGUCACCGCCGGAUACGUGCUGCGAGCCAUUGAAGGAGAUGAUAUCAGGGGAUUCCGCUUGCCUCUGUGGAAUCUUCGACAAUGCUGAUCUUUUGAAGAAAUUCAAUAUCACCCAAGAUGUUGCCUUGAAACUUCCCAAGGCUUGUGGUGCCAAUGCAGAUGUGUCUGUCUGCAAAACGGAAUCUUCCGCACCAAGUGUUUCACCAGCAACUCACACUCCUGCAACUCCUUCUAAUAGUACAUCUCCAAGUAACACUACUACUACAACCGCAAACAAUGCAGCUAAUUGGAUUCCAUAUUUUGGUGGAUCAUCUUUCAUCCUUGUCAUUGUGAAUUUAUUUCUUGCAGCAAUCUAGGAUUGUCAUUCAUUCCAAAAGUGAAACAUUGCUUUGGAAUUUUCUCAUAAAUGGCACUGAUGAUUUAAUCGGAAAUGUUGAACUGCUUUAAGUUGCCUCCUAAAGACACUUGGUUUGUACUAUACCAGAAUUGUUUGGAUUGUGGUAGUUCUAGUUUUAUGUACAAGCCUUUAUUUCAUAUUCGAUAACAAAUUG